This is a messenger RNA of Bombina bombina (fire-bellied toad), 2538 nucleotides long. RefSeq names its product solute carrier family 9 member A3 (gene SLC9A3). The record is from RefSeq and is a predicted model, not a curated record. Gene Ontology annotation, cellular component: brush border membrane; apical plasma membrane. The transcript is spliced from 16 exons. Gene Ontology annotation, biological process: regulation of pH; proton transmembrane transport; sodium ion transport. NCBI's taxonomy places the organism in Eukaryota, Metazoa, Chordata, Amphibia, Anura, Bombinatoridae. Bases 1 to 2538 code for a protein of 845 amino acids. Gene Ontology annotation, molecular function: sodium:proton antiporter activity.
AUGACUCUGUCUAGAAUUCACAUUUAUAUUUUAAGGACAUUUAUUGUGGUUGGGUUUAUUUUUGCUCCAGUUGUGGGGCAAGUGAAGAAUGAGGCAAACAGCGAAAGCCCCUCCAGCGGUGACAGUGGUCAUGGAGGUGGUCACGGAGAGGCACCCACUACUUUACAGAUUGUCACCUUUAAAUGGCAUCAUGUACAGGAACCCUAUAUAAUUGCUCUAUGGAUUCUUGUUGCGAGCUUAGCUAAAAUUGUUUUUCACCUAUCCCACAAAGUGACCAGUAUUGUGCCCGAAAGUUGCCUACUCAUUAUUCUUGGCCUUCUUCUCGGUGGUAUAGUAUGGGCGGCAGAUCAUAUUGCCUCAUUUACCUUAACUCCAACAGUAUUUUUUUUCUAUUUGCUGCCACCUAUUGUAUUAGACGCUGGGUACUUUAUGCCAAACAGACUGUUUUUUGGAAAUCUCGGCACAAUUCUUCUUUAUGCUGUAAUUGGGACUGUAUGGAAUGCUGCCACAACCGGCCUUUCACUCUAUGGUGUUUAUCUGACUGGAAUAAUGGGAGACCUUCAGAUUGGAGUGCUGGAAUUCUUACUUUUUGGAAGCCUCAUUGCUGCGGUAGAUCCGGUAGCUGUACUAGCUGUAUUUGAAGAGGUCCAUGUAAAUGAUGUUCUCUUUAUCAUUGUUUUUGGAGAAUCUCUCCUGAAUGAUGCAGUAACAGUAGUGCUGUACAAUGUAUUUGAUUCAUUUGUUUCCAUCGGUGGAGAAAAUGUGACUGGUGUAGAGUGUGUAAAGGGUGUCGUGUCCUUCUUUGUAGUAAGCAUUGGAGGAACAUUAGUUGGAAUCAUAUUUGCCUAUCUUCUCAGCUUGGUCACUCGUUUUACUAAACACGUGAGCAUCAUUGAACCAGGAUUUGUUUUUGUUAUCUCCUAUUUGUCGUACCUGACCUCAGAGAUGCUGUCACUUUCUGCGAUUCUUGCCAUUACUUUCUGUGGAAUUUUCUGUCAGAAGUAUGUAAAAGCUAAUAUUUCAGAACAAUCUGCAACUACCGUGAGAUAUACAAUGAAGAUGUUGGCAAGUGGUGCUGAGACUAUAGUGUUCAUGUUUUUGGGGAUAUCUGCUGUUGAUCCAAAUGUCUGGACCUGGAAUACAGCUUUUAUACUUUUAACACUGUUAUUUAUCUCUGUAUACAGAAUAAUAGGUGUGGCCGUUCAAACAUGGAUCCUCAAUCGCUACAGAAUGGUGCAACUAGAAAUUAUAGAUCAGGUGGUGAUGUCCUAUGGUGGGCUCCGUGGUGCUGUGGCUUAUGCAUUAGUUGCACUUUUGGAUGGAAACAAAGUAAAAGCAAAGAACCUGUUUGUCAGCACAACAAUAAUAGUUGUAUAUUUUACAGUCAUAUUUCAGGGAUUAACAAUCAAACCUUUGGUACAGUGGCUAAAAGUGAAGAGAAGCGAGCAUCGGGAGCGGAAAAUUAAUGAGAAACUUCACAGCAGAGCUUUUGACCACAUAUGUUCUGCUAUUGAAGAUAUUUCAGGGCAAAUUGGACACAAUUACAUGAGAGAGAAGAUUUCAAAAUUUAAUGCAAAAUACCUAAGCAAAGUGUUCAUGAGAAAAUCAGCUCUGAAAACACAAGAUCGGAUCUUAAAUGUCUUCCAUGAACUGAAUAUGAAGGACGCUAUAAGUUAUGUUGCAGAGGGAGAACGCAGAGGAUCUCUGGCUUUCAUCCGCUCCCCCAGCACAGAGAACAUGGCCAAUGUAGACUUCAGCAGCCCACGACAAUCUCUUGCUUCUAUUUCCGAGCCUUCUGUUUCCUACCUCUUGAGAGAAAAUAUCAGCGCUGUUUGUCUAGAUAUGCAAGCUCUAGAGCAAAGAAGAAAGAGUGUUAGAGAUUUGGAAGAUAUUUUGAGUCAUCAUAAUCUGCAGCAAUAUCUCUAUAAACCAAGAAGACAGCAAAAGCACCUAUACAGUCGUCAUGAGGUUAUCGUGAAUGAAGAUGAAAAGCAAACCAAGGAGAUAUUUCAAAGAACAAUGAAGAAGCGUUUAGAGUCCUUUAAGACAACAAAAUUUGGACGUAAGCAAAAACUGAAGAUAAAUAAAAACUACAAAAGAGAUAGAGGGCAAAGGAGAAACAGCAGCAUGACUAUGCUACCAAAUGGCAACAUCCCACAUGAAAAUUCAAUGCAUGAAUUAGAUUUUUCUGAUCCAGAUGAGACUUUGGAAUAUGAAAAUCAAAUGGAUGGAGCUAUUACAUUUUUGGCCUCUAUUACAGACAACAAAGGACACGUAGACACAACCUUCGGAAUUGAUAACCCAGUAUUUACAACUGAGGAUGAACAAAACAACUGCCUGAGGUUUGCACCAUGGUUGUCCAAUGAAGAUACAGUAGUUCCUUCCCAAAGGGCACGAGUACAGAUACCUUAUUCUCCAAACAACUUCAGAAGAUUAACACCGUUACGCAUCAGCAGUAGAUCAAUUGAUUCCUUUUUGAUAGCAGAUGGUUCAGAAGAGCAACCCAGAUCUUUUCUUCCAGAAUCAACACAUAUGUAA